UUCUAAAAUUGUUUUGUUCAUCAUGUGUUUUUCGUCACUUUAAAUGUUUUUUCGCGUAUUUGUUCGUAUUUCGAAUAUUUGUAGCAAAUUUUCCGGCAUGAAUGUCGAGUCUCUGUCCAAUGAGGCAUAUUCAGCAAAACGAGGUUUCUCUACCAACGUACAGGCUGAUGCAAGUCAAGAAAUACUGUACGAGAAAGCUAUAGCAACGUUAAAUACAAUACAGACUGUAAAAAAGGCGGAAGUUGGUGGAUUGUUAACAGAUGAAAAAAAGUUUGCUGAGAUAAAAAGCUUGCCUGUUAAUCACUUAGACAAGUUAGCAGCAAUCCAUGUUGCAGGUACAAAGGGCAAGGGCUCAGUCUGUGCAUUUUGUGAAAGUAUCAUGAGACACAGUGGCUAUAGAACGGGAUUUUACAGCUCACCCCACAUAUUUGAGGUCCGGGAGCGAAUGCGUGUAGAUGGCAUGCCCAUUUCCAAAGAAAAAUUUGCUAAUUAUUUUUUUGAAUGUUGGGAAAACUUCGAGAUGGAAAAAAAGCGUUAUUAUAAGACAUUUCUAGUGAAUAUGGCUUUUCACGUGUUUCUGAAAGAAAAGGUGGACGUUACUGUUGUUGAGGUGGGAUGUGGAGGUGAAUAUGAUGCUACAAAUAUUCUAAGACAUCCAGUAGUUUGUGGUAUCACGUUAUUGGACAAAGAUCAUUUGAAAUCUCUAGGAGGCACAGUAGAAAGUAUAGCCUGGCAUAAAUCUGGAAUAUUUAAACCUGGCGUCCCUGCCUUCACUUUUCCCCAGAAUUCUGCUUCAAUGAAAGUUCUUAUGGAAAGGGCAGAAGAAAAGAAGAUAUCUCUCAAAGUAGUUCCAGAUUUUAUAUCUAAAAUUUCCGACGGGAGUCUACCAGUUCUAGGUAUAGAAGGUAAACAUCAAAACCAGAAUGCUUCAUUGGCGCUUCAUCUCUGCCGCACGUGGAUAAAACGUCGGAAUGAAGCAAACGAAGCAACUGAAACCCAAAAAGAGGUCAAGUCAUCGUGUGAGACAGAAUCUCCUUACGCCGAGGAAUUCCCAUUGCCGGAAAGUUUCAAAGAAGGUCUUGCCAAAGUAUUUUGGCCAGGAAGAACUCAAUGCGUUGAGAGAGAUGACAUCACAUUCUAUCUGGACGGAGCACACACUAGGAAAAGUAUUGAGGCUUGCACGGAAUGGUUUUGUGAGAAAUCAAGAAUGGAAAAACUAAAAAAGAGCCAUAAAAAGAUAGCCAAAAUUUUGAUAUUCAACUUUAAAGGUGAAAGGAAUGCAAGAUCUUUAAUUCAACCAUUAGUGCAAUGCGACUUUGAUUAUGUCAUAUUUUGCCCCAACUUGUUACAAGACGGGACACAAUUAACAACCUCAGACACGUACAGCUUCUAUACAGACAAAGAGAAGGAGAAAAAGAAAUGUCAUGAAAUCCAAGACAUUUGGCGUGAAGUAUUAUCUUUUCAUAAACACUCUGAUGUGUCUCCCAUCCACACGUCUGAACUGAAUUCUCGAGUAUUUACAUGCGUUUCCGAUGCAUUUCAUUGGGUCGUUGACAAUCAGAACGACCCAGGAUCGUCAUUACGUAACGUUAUAGGAGGUGUUGAACACGUGCAGGUGUUUGUAACUGGGAGUCUGUUGUUAGUUAGUCUGGUAUUGCAACUAUUGGAGGCUGUAGAAGUUUGAUAAAAAUAUAAAUUUCCAAAUUUGUUCCGUGCAACGAUGCUAAGGCUCGAC
Molecule: messenger RNA, 1735 nt
Organism: Dendronephthya gigantea
Lineage: Eukaryota; Metazoa; Cnidaria; Anthozoa; Malacalcyonacea; Nephtheidae
Product: folylpolyglutamate synthase, mitochondrial-like
Exons: 16
Coding region: 44-1684 (546 amino acids)
Biological process (GO): tetrahydrofolylpolyglutamate biosynthetic process
Cellular component (GO): cytoplasm; mitochondrion; cytosol
Molecular function (GO): ATP binding; tetrahydrofolylpolyglutamate synthase activity
Source: RefSeq, a predicted model, not a curated record